AUGAGCAUGCAGCUGCGAUAUAUCAAGUCUACUCGUUUCCCGAAAUACGACGGAAGAUAUGUGGAGCUCUACAUCAUCCUAGGCUCGACAAUGCUCGGCUUCAUCAUCCAAUUUGUAGGCCUAAGAGGUCUGCAUGCAUCCGUCAUUCUAGCCCAGCUGGGUUCAACUUUCAUAAUGUCAAUUCUACGCACUUGUCUACGGACUCAGAGGAUGGCACCCGAAGAAAACCUCUUCAAGGAUGAGCGAGAUCUCGCUACUCAGAAGAAACAAGAACUUGAUGCUUUUGCAUUUUACCUCCAUAAUGUCGCUUCGUUUGAACCUUCUUUCUCCACGAAUCCGGCUACAUCCCGCAGUAACUCAUCAGACACUUAUGUGGCCGAGCCAGAAAAACCGUUGGUAAGAGACGUCAUUGCAACACGGGCUCUUCUUGCAGACGUAACCUCCAAGCAAGAGUCGACGCAUGGGUUGAAUGUACCAUGGGAUGAUAUUCCAACUCGAAAGGUGGCAAAGAGCCUGGCGGAAACGAUCGGGAAGACAAUGGACUUGUUGUCUAGCUGGGGUGUUGACUACGAGAAAGAGUUCCGAUUUGAUCUCUCCUUUGAGUGCAAAUCCGAAGACUCUCAGUGGACCCAGUCUUACCAUGGGCAACACCAAGUUCGCGUUCAAAGGAGCGGUGGUGCUUUGAAAUGGAAAGUCGAUCAGCAUGAGCUCGAAGCGAUUAUUGGGCUGUCAACUUGGUCGUUAUACAAAUCCGACGAGGAGUGGAAGAAUCCUCUUCUCCGAAUGGUGGGCCUUAAUUCUUUGGAAGCUGGAACACUAGAGACUUACCUGACUUUUCAUAAAUGGAUCUUCCAGCAAGCUGAAGCUAAGCUUGUCUCUGCUAAGACGAUUGAUUCGUCUAAACGGCUCUUCGGGUUCGAGUCGGAUCGCGAUGUCUACGGCAAUGACAUCCUUACUGUUCGAACAGAGAGCAGCUUGGAGACUAUGGUUGCUCAAGAUAUCUACAUCCGAUUCCUUCGCAAUGCGCUCAAGCCUACCAAUGCACUCAGAGGGCAUACCCUUCUAAAUGACAGCAUUCAUAAUUCGAAUGUUCAGCGAAAUUUUUCAGCAAAGAAUAGCCAGCUUGAAGAGCUAAUUCAUUGCUUCGAGAGCUGCAUGCUGGGAUCACGAGAUGAUGCACUGCUGUGCGUAAUUCCUAUCUUGCGGAGCUUAAACCUCCUUCCAGAGUUAACAGGAGAUUCUGUACAAGUGAGAAAGCAAAUCGAAGAUUUAAUAGGACAAAACGAUUGGGAGAAAGCGUUCAGACUUCUCGAAUGGAUAUGCGAGCGAUCUCAAGGCGAUGAACUACGCCGUUCUGCAUAUGAACUGGGUUAUCUCUGCCGCCGAGCUCUGAUGACACAUGACGCUGCUAUCCGGGGAACAGGACUCAGAUAUACGUGCAAGAUCCUCAAGAACGAUAUCAGGGGGGGAGUUUUUGAACUCCCAGUACACAAGCGCGCCCAGACACUGGUCAGAGUCGAGCCAAUUGGAGCCCUGGCUGGGGCAAUUUUCCAGGGAACUAGGAUGGAUCGCAUGGCAUAUAUCGGCACACCUGCUGAACGAAAUGAAGAUGCAAACAUUCCGAUGACUGCGGUAAAAGAAACGCAGGAGUUUCUUACUUUGAGUGCUUGGGAUGUCCACCAUCGCGAUCUAGAGGGAAAUGAUGAUGAACUAGGCUACGUUUGGGCCUUAAAAGAAGACCUGGGUGCAAUUGCCUAUUUUAUAAUGGUAAGGUGGACAGAGAUCGGUACUCAACACCCGAUCCUUUCUCAACGAGCAUUUAGUAUUGCAGCGAGGCAUCCCACUGGUCAGGGUGUGAAUGUUCUUCUUCAGCAUGGUGCUGAUAUCGGUGCAUCGGACGAGAGAACAAUUUCAGCUUUACUCCAAGCCAUUGACGACAACGAUUUAGGAGCCGCCGAGAUACUUCUUGAAAACGGGGCUAACCCGAAUGGCAACGAGAAAGGGCCGGAUGCCAAUCCUUUGGGCCUCUGUGCUCAACGAGACCUUAUUGAUAUGGCACAGUUGCUUCUUGGCCAUGGCGCUUCAGUUUAUAAUACUGACGCGAGUGGCAUGUCUGCACUUCAUUGGGCGAGUCAUGAAAACAAACUCGGCAUUGCCAGCCUCCUGAUUUCCCAUGGAGCGAAUGUUGGAAAGUUUGGAGCAGACGGAGCGACGCCACUUCAUUGUGCGAUCAGAAACAAUUAUCUUCAAAUGACGGAACUGCUCCUGAAAGCUGGAUCUGAUAUUGAUGCCCCCGGGGGUAAUCGAGAGAAGACCUCGCUAAUGUUUGCGGCCGACUCCGGCUUUGUCGAUCUUGUCCAUAUGUUGCUAGCAAAUGGUGCCGAUAUUCAUGCACGAGAUGCAAAGGGACUGACGGCUUUAGAGUGGGCCAAGAUAAGCAGUCGCUCGGAAAUCGUCAAGAUUUUGGAAGAAGCAGCUCGAAUGUCCGAGGCAUACAACGUGGGUUGA
Penicillium manginii is the source of this 2508-nucleotide messenger RNA. RefSeq names its product ankyrin repeat domain-containing protein. The coding region runs from base 1 to 2508 and encodes 835 amino acids. The record is from RefSeq and is a predicted model, not a curated record. Gene Ontology annotation, cellular component: nucleus; cytoplasm. NCBI's taxonomy places the organism in Eukaryota, Fungi, Ascomycota, Eurotiomycetes, Eurotiales, Aspergillaceae. The transcript has 2 exons. Gene Ontology annotation, molecular function: protein binding.